UGAUAAAAUCAAUACCAGUGGGGCCUGUCCCGUCCUGGCGAGCUGGGAGGUAGGUAGUGAACACACACCACCACAAAUUACAGUGACACUCCGUAAUUAAUGGUAGAACACAAACAGUAGUGGACAUGACAGUUGUAAUGGUAGAAUGGGGAAGAGCCUGGUGAUGGCAACAGCGGCGGACACUCCACUCACACACGCCCUCUCCCUCCCUCCCUCAUCCCCACCCAGCCUGGCCCUCCCACUCUCUCUCUGAGCCAGCCAGCAGCCAGCCAGCGCCUAGCCUGCUGUGAGCGAGCCAGUUGGUCUGAGCGGGUGGUGGUGAGCGGUUGUACGUGCAAUACAAUGAGGCGAGUGCUGCGUGUCUCCGCGGUGAAUACAGGAGUGUCUGAGGGGUGGGAGUAGUGGCGCAGAAUGACGGCGGAUAUCACCACAGUGGGCAGCAUCACCAUGGGCCGCAAGGGGGAGAAAGAGGUGAUUCACUCCGGUCACUUCAUGGUGUCGGACUUCGAGGCGGACGCCCAGGAUGACGAGGAGAACGUGUUGCUGGAGAUCCCGGGGGACAUUAUGGAGGAGUCCGCGGGGUCCAAUGAGCAGGGGAGGGCUCGCCAGCAGCAGGAGCAGGGCGUGAUCACCUACGCCAAGAAGAGCAGCAGGGCCAAGGUGGAGACUGUGAGCAUCGACAGUUCCCUCACCAAGCUGUUCAAUGCCAUGUCCAUCGCUUACAGACACAAGAUAACGUCUCCGAAAUGGAAUCGCUUCAAGGGACUCAAGCUGCGUUGGAAAGACAAGAUUCGCCUCAACAACGUCAUUUGGCGCUGCUGGCACAUGCAGUUCAUCAGGAAGAAGAGAAUGACCGUGUGCCAGUUUGCUCUAGAUGUGGACAUUCAUAAUAAGCCCGAGGCCAUCGUGCUGGAGGGCAAGUACUGGAAGAGGCAGAUGGAGGCAGUCACGGCUGAGUACAAGAAGUGGAGGAUCUAUUACCGGAACAAGAUAUGCGGCAAGAACAUCCUGGAAUCUGACUCGAACCUCUUUGACCUGGAUGGGAUGGACCUGACCCGCAACAGCUAUGGGGUGCCGCUGUCAUUCGAGGAUGGGGACUUCUCGGAGUUCAUGGAUUUCACCGAUGUCCUCUUCUCGUCCCUCAUGAGUGCCCCACAGCCCUUCGCCUUCCCCAACCCUCGGGAAAUUGCACGAGGAACUGGAAACUCAGACUUCAUCCAGCCAGGACUGAUCCAACUGCAGCCCAACCUGGAUGACUUCAUGGACAUUGUGGAGCCCCUGCAGGAGAUGCUGGCGGUGCGCGGGGCCGGGCUACCGUCUGUGCCGGAGGAGGACAUGCUGCCGGAGGUGGAGGGGGCCUCCCCGGAACUGCCCGUGGCCCCCUCCGCCCCCGCCACCACGGCCUCCACCACCACAGGGAUGCUAUACUCCACCUCCCCCACCACCACCACCUUCCUGCCCUCUCCAACACACCACCAGCAGCAACAGCAGCAGUACCGCCCCGCCAUACACCACCACCAGCACCACCAGCAGGAUGUGCAGCAGCAACAGCAGCAGCAGGCGCGGGAGCCACAGCAGCAGCAGCAGCGGCAGCAGCAGCUGGUACCGGUGCCCACACAGUCACCUCCUGUGUACCAGUCUCCCGUGCCCCUGCAGCAGCUGCCGCAGCCCUCCACGCCGCCCCACCAGCUGCAGCAGGCCCACACCCCGCCGCUGCCCCGCACCUUCCUCCGCAGCCACAGCCAGCAGGAGCUGGGCGCGGGGCAGGCAGCGGCGGCGGCUGCGGCGCCUCAACACGAUGCCUUCGCCGUGCCCAAGAGUGUGCCACGGCGCCGAUCCCACAGCUCAGGGGGCAGCAGCAGCAGCAGCAGCAGCGGAGCCAUCGUGGGCUCACCAUCACUGGCCCCUUACCAGAUGAUCAGUGGCCUCCCCAACCCUGCCCCAGCCCAGAUGCCCCCCCUCAACACUGCCCCACAUCGCCCCAGCCCCCGGCCCCAGCUCCUGCCGUGGCCCAGGUCCCGGCCUCCCUGAUGGUGCCGGCCCCAGUCCUCGCCUCAGUCCAGGCCAACAGUUCUUCCUCCACGUCAGCCUUGCUUGCUCAUCUUCUCACCUCAGGUCCAUACCAAGUUGCCGGCAGCAGCAGCAGCAGCAGCAGUAGUAGCAGCAGCAGCAGCACUCCGUCAGUGACCAGCGUUGCACAGCCAAUGGUCAGCACGAGUCGCCACAAGACUGAAGGUGACGGUAUCAAGACCACAUCCCUCGUCAUCCCUGGCCUCAUCACAGGCUGCGGCUCCCCCACCACCAGCUGUAUCACUAGCAACAACACCGUGUACACCCUGAGCAGUGAAGUGUGCAGUGUGAAGCCGGUGGCCACAGCCUCCCUCAUCAUGCCACCCAUCACCCUGUCAGCUGUCACGCCCUCCAAUCUUAAGACACAAACAUAUUCUCAGUCAAUCCCGCCAUGGAGCAGCCCCUGUUCCCCUCCCAGCCUCAUGAAGCAGUCCCCGCCCCACCCUGAGCCCACCUCCCCACACAUGGUCAACAUCCCCUCACCCCCCAACAAGGCCUUCAGGCCAAAGAGUGACUCGGAGAGGGUGCAGUACAAGGAGCACCGGCGAGUGUGUCACAUCAACGCAGAGCAGAAGCGUCGCUCAAACCUAAAAAACAACUUUGAUAUGAUGCACCAACUGAUCCCCUCCAUCAGUCAGAAUGCCAAUGCCAAGAUCAGCAAGGCAGUCAUGUUGCAGAAGGGAGCAGAAUACAUCCAGCAACUGAAAUCUGAGCGGCAGCAGCUGACCGAAGAGGCAGAGAAGCUCAGAUCACAGAUAGAGAACCUCAGCUUUGAGAUCAGCAACGCCCAGGCACAGCUGCCAGCCACGGGCGCCCCCAUGACCCACGCACGAUACAGCAAGCUCAAGGAAAUGUUCUCAGCAUAUGUGAAGGAGCAGACGCUUGCCAACUGGAAAUUCUGGAUUUUCUCGUUGAUCACAGAGCCUCUGCUGGAGUCGUACAAUAACAGUGUGAGCACAAGUUCUGUCGACGACCUAUGCCGGUCCUCCCUAGCCUGGCUGGACCAACAAUGCUCCCUCAACACUCUGCGGCCUUUGGUGUCCAGUUCGAUGAGGAAACUGAGCACCACCACCAAUGUGCUGGCCAACCCCGAGGGGCUGCCGGAGGAAGUGUUUCGGCGUGUCACCAAGCAGGAGGGGGAGCGCUUCUACCCCCGGUGAUACUGGCUUGGUUCCUCCACCCCUCCCUCUCCCCCCGACAGCCACUGCCAGGAGCCAGGAGUGUGAUGGGCUUGAAGGGGUGCAGGGAGCGUUGGGGGAGGGCUGGGCUGCCACAGAUGAGACAUGCCCUCCGCUACCAUGCUUUUGUCUGUGUGUGUAUCAUGUAGGGGUGUUGUGUGUGCUGGCAGCGAGUCAUGUAUGUGUGUGUGUGUGUGUGUGUGUGUCGUCCACGAACUAAGGUCUGGAUGAUGUGAUACAACCAAUGCAAUGCCUCUAACUGAGUGCAUGGGGGGGAGGGGGAGGGGAUGCCUGGACAUAUACAGGUGAAAACACAAAAUAAAUCAAUCAGCUUGAAGUACAAAUCCUUCUCUGGUCGCCUCUCUGCCUUGAGUGGCCACAGCUUAGAGAGAGAGAGAGAGAGAGAGAGAGAGAGAGAGAGAGAGAGAGAGAGAGCUCCUUAGUGUGACAGUGUGUACAGAUCGCAGACCCUUGUGCCAAGAGACAAUAGGGGCACUUUACUUACAGAAGGAGAAGGAGGAGUGAUUCACCAAUAGAAUAUGAGUUAUAAAGGCAGACAGCCCUUCCCUAUAUUUGAUACUGUUUUUACUCUUGCUGCCAGACAGUGUUUUAGUGUAGCAGGAGGAGGGAGAGAGGAGGAGAUGAUGAAGGGCUGGCCAAAGCUCACCUCCUCCUCGUCAGCAGUGAUUCUUUGGAGUUACUAUACACGCGAGCAGGAACUGUCGUGUGUAUGAGUGUAUGUAUGUAUGUGUGUGUAUAAUAUUAUCUCCUAGGUUGUAUUUUUUUUAAUUAUGCUAGCAAGAUAAUACAAAAGUUAUACGUAUUUAUUAUUAUGUAUUUUGUUAUGUUUGAUGAAGAGGGGCCACAGGCAGGCAGAUUAAUUGGUCCUCAUUUCUCAUACACCGAUGAUUUUUUGAGUAUUUAAUGUUAAUCCAUGUGAGAGGUGAAAGUUGUGAAGAUGUUUUACAAAUAAAGACAUUUACUACAA
Scylla paramamosain (green mud crab) is the source of this 4236-nucleotide messenger RNA. RefSeq names its product carbohydrate-responsive element-binding protein-like. Bases 412 to 2031 code for a protein of 539 amino acids. The record is from RefSeq and is a predicted model, not a curated record. Gene Ontology annotation, biological process: regulation of transcription by RNA polymerase II. Gene Ontology annotation, cellular component: nucleus. The transcript has 14 exons. Gene Ontology annotation, molecular function: RNA polymerase II cis-regulatory region sequence-specific DNA binding; protein dimerization activity; DNA-binding transcription factor activity, RNA polymerase II-specific. Lineage: Eukaryota; Metazoa; Arthropoda; Malacostraca; Decapoda; Portunidae.